Thlaspi arvense is the source of this 654-nucleotide messenger RNA. The record is from the annotation of a GenBank genome assembly. Lineage: Eukaryota; Viridiplantae; Streptophyta; Magnoliopsida; Brassicales; Brassicaceae.
AUGUCUACCCUUUGCCCUGGAUGGAACUUUACCUCAAAUCACCUGUCGGAUGAAGAUGGUCGUAUCAUUAUCAUCUGGAGAAACCCUGCUGCAAUCCACGUCCUGCAUCAGUCACAACAAAGUAUCACUUGUGAAGUCAGCUUGUUAAAUACUGCUCGGUUCAUUUUCACGUCUGUGUACGCCUCGAACUUAAGCUCAGAGAGAACUGACCUUUGGGUGAAACUUUUGGGCCUUCAGCAGUCUCUCUCUCUUUACAAUGAACCAUGGAUGAUAGGCGGUGAUUUGAACCAAAUCCUGCAUCAUGUUGAAAAUUCAAACCCUAUCAUAAACUCUUUCAAUUCCAACAUGACAGAGUUUAAAGAUUGCCUUACACAGAUGGGUAUGUUUGACCUGCGGUUUCAGGGGCCUCUUUUCACUUGGUCAAACUGUCAGCCUGCUAAUCCAGUUGCGAAAAAAUUGGAUCGACUUCUUGUCAACAGUCACGUCAUCAGUCUCUUCCCUAACAGUAUAGCUACUUUCCUCCCUCCUCUUACGUCCGAUCAUAGCCCUUGCCUUAUUGACCUUGCCCAUCAGCUUCCUUCUGCUGGCCGGAAGCUUUGCGUCCACACUCACUUACCUGUGUUGGAAGCAAAGGACCAUAAAGAGAGCACUUAA